Messenger RNA from Suillus paluster, 1846 nucleotides. Its product is annotated as glycoside hydrolase family 13 protein. Lineage: Eukaryota; Fungi; Basidiomycota; Agaricomycetes; Boletales; Suillaceae. Gene Ontology annotation, molecular function: calcium ion binding; hydrolase activity, hydrolyzing O-glycosyl compounds. The record is from RefSeq and is a predicted model, not a curated record. Gene Ontology annotation, biological process: carbohydrate metabolic process. The coding region runs from base 41 to 1645 and encodes 534 amino acids. The transcript is spliced from 19 exons.
GUACAAAUCUUGAGGUUGGGACGUCCGACCAGCGUGUUCAAUGGACUCAUAUAUUAUGUACUUUAUCCGCCUUUCGACGAGCAUCUACCGCCAGUUCAGGUAUUGGUUAGACUGUUUCCUACUCAAAUGGGUGCCCUCAUCCCUCCCAACAAUGCAACUUGGGCCUAAUGGAAGCUCUCAGAAUCCUACGAUGGUACAAUUUUUCACCUGGGAUGCCCGGCACCCAGACAUGAGCUGGUGGGAACAUCUUGCGAAAGAAGCCCCGCAGUUGGCCGCACUGGGGUUUACGCAGAUCUGGCUCCCUCCGCCAAACAAAGCAAUGGAACCGACGGGUCGUGGAUAUGAUGCUUAUGAUUUGUGGGAUCUUGGCGAAUUCGACCAGAAAGGCUCCGUUACAACAAGGUGGGGAACAAAGGAAGAACUUCUGAGAGCUUGUGAUGCUGCAAGGCAAUGCGAUAUGAACGUCAUCAUUGAUGCGGUUCUCAAUCACAAACUCGGUGCAGACAGACAAGAAACCUUUCCUGCUGUACGCGUCGAUCCAUUAAACCGGCUGAAGGAUAUUGAGAACGAGAGACCAGUCAAGGGCUGGACUGCCUUUGAUUUUGCUGGACGGCUUGGGAAGUAUAGUAGCAUGCAGUGGAAUUUCAAUCAUUUUACGGGGUUGGACUGGGAUGAGCUCGCGCAAACCAAAGGUGUAUUCCGCAUUUCAUCAGAAAGGCACAAAGGCUGGUCAAAAUGGGUAGACAAUGAGAAUGGGAACUAUGAUUAUCUCCUUGGAAUUGAUAUUGAUCACCGUCACCCUGAAGUGCAAAACGACCUAUUUUCGUGGGCCUCGUGGAUCCUUGACACCACAGGUGCCUGCGGAUUUAGACUGGAUGCUAUUAAACACAUGGACCGCAGAUUCCUUCUUGAGUUUAUUCAAAGAAGUCGAAACCACCAUGGCAGGAAGCAGUUAUUUGCGGUGUCGGAGUACUGGUCAGCGAACUUGCACCUUCUAAUCCCAUAUGUUCGGGCUUUCCGUGGCCAGACCUCCUUUUUUGACGUUCCACUACAUGAGAACUUUUUCAGAGCAAGCAAAGCAGGUGCUUCAUACGACUUGAGGACCAUUCUAGACGGUUCUCUGGUGAAGUUAAGGCCAGGAGAUGCUGUUACUUUUGUUGACAAUCACGACACGCAAGUCGGCCAGUCUCUGGAGAGCUGGGUGGACACCAACUUCAAAGCUCAAGCAUACGCUCUCAUCCUAUUGCGAUGUCACGGAUAUCCAUGUGUUUUCUAUGGUGACCUGUAUCCCAAUGACGAGUGCUUUGACGAGGGCACCUCCCGAACUCUGAAACAGUUACUGCUUGCGCGGAAGUCGUUCGCAUAUGGGCCUAUGGUAGAUUACUUCGAGCACAGAAACUGCAUUGGAUUCGUGCGCAUGGGCGAUUCCAAUCAUGCUGGAUGUGCAGUCGUGCUCAGUAAUGACCCGAAGCUGGAUCUAUCUACGUCCAAAGUUAGAAUGAACGUUGGCUCGCAUCAUGGAACAACGUUCCGCAGCUUGUUUGAUGGCAACCGAACCGUUCCAAUUGACCAUGACGGUUGGGGAGCGUUUCCUUCUUCGGAAGAUGGUGUUGAGAUCUGGAUCAAAACUGGAAAACAUCAAUAGCCAAUAUAAGUCAAUCGAUGUUCCAGGAUACUGCGGGGACAGUGCGGUUCUCAGAAACCGUAUGGCAUCAAUGACAUUGUUUUGGUUGACUGGGACGGUUCAAGUGACUCCCAGAAUCGUAAAUUGCGCAGUGAAAUACAGUAUCGUGAUGGUGGUUCCUCGUUUAUCUAAAUGCAAUAGCAGAUUCUUCUGACUGUGAUU